Messenger RNA from Miscanthus lutarioriparius, 588 nucleotides. NCBI's taxonomy places the organism in Eukaryota, Viridiplantae, Streptophyta, Magnoliopsida, Poales, Poaceae. The record is from the annotation of a GenBank genome assembly.
AUGGACGCCGCCAGCACCGCCGCCGCCGCCGCCGCCGCCUUGGCCACCCCGGCCCCCGCCCCGGCCGCGACCGUGCAGGUGCCGCGCGGGCAGGUGGAUCUGAUCGACUUCAUCGACUGGACCGGCGUCGAGUGCCUCAACCAGGACUCGUCCCACAGCAUCGUGAACGCGCUCAAGCAGAGUUUGAGGGACGACGAGGGGCUGUUCCUCGCCAGCGAUUCGGACGAGCAGCUGCUGAUCUACAUCCCCUUCAUGCAGGUGGUAAAGCUGCAUUCCGCGCUAUUCAAAGGCCCCGAGGAAGAGGGCCCCAAAACAGUAAAACUCUUCUCCAACAAAGAGCAUAUGGGUUUCAGCAAUGUCAAUGACUAUCCACCAAGUGACACCCUCGAGCUAUCCUCCAAUCAUUUGAUAGAGAAUAAACCUUUGCCGCUAAAGUAUGUCAAGUUCCAAAAUGUUCGCAGCCUGACUAUAUUUAUUGAGGACAAUCAAAGUGGAAGUGAUGUCUCGAAAAUUCACAAGAUUGCUCUUUAUGGAACAACUGUGGACACGACGAAUAUGAAGGAUUUGAAGAAGAUAGAAGAGCACUGA